Effrenium voratum is the source of this 1029-nucleotide messenger RNA. The record is from the annotation of a GenBank genome assembly. NCBI's taxonomy places the organism in Eukaryota, Dinophyceae, Suessiales, Symbiodiniaceae.
AUGGCCGACUUCAACGUGGACAGGUGGACGGACAUCACCUUCGGAACCGUGGCCGGCAGCCGCGUGAGGAGCCGUGAAGAUAUCCUCAUUUUGCGGCCGUUCCCACUCUGGCUCUUCCAGCGGGGUGCGCCAGAGGGGCCAGAGUUGCUGCUGAAGACUCUCCGAGGUGAAAAGAUUGAUUGGGUCAACUACCGCGAGGCCCGCGCGCCCAGCGCGCCGUGCCAACAAUGCAAAGUGGUUAAGCCUUUCGACUACUUCGCGGACGCCCAGGGGGACAAAGCCAGAGCCAACCUGCCUGCCACUUGUCUGACUUGCAUUCAUAAGGAUGGAGGCGCCUGCAAGCGCAAACUGCCUUCCAAUGUUGAGCGGCUGCGCUGCAUUGGCUGCGGCUUCGAGAAAGUGGAGCACUCGUUUCCCCGAGCUCAACUUCGGCAGCCUCGUGCAGAAGAAAGGCGAAAUUGCAUCGCGUGUUUGAAGAACGUCUCGGAGUUGUCUUGCUCGCAAUGCGCAGAGGUGAAGCCGCUGAAGGAGUUCCACCUAUCUGCGUUGACGCUGCCGUGGGCGGCCGCGUGUCAAAGUUGCCAGGACGCGGUGCGCGGCAAGGCUCGUCGGCUCCGGGCCGGAUGGGAGAAGUGCCGAGGCUGCGCGGCUUUUCUGCCCACGUCUUCUGCCGUCUACAUCAACCAACGCUGCCCCAACUGCGCGGCAGAUCGCAAACGGGGCGAACGUACUUGUCUCAGAUGCAAGAGGCAAUGGAGCGAGAAUUCGGCGGAAGAACAGAUCCGCAAACGAUUCUGCCCGAAUUGCCGCCAGGGUAGAUCUUGGAGAGCGAUUUUAAAUGAAGGCGGCAAAAAGCAAAUGCGCGAUUGGGUCUUGCCUUGUUGGCGCGCGGCGCAGCAAUUUGAAUGCGACAUUCCCAGCAUUGCGCGGCUCUUUGACCUGCUAGCUCAUCAGCUUCAAAAUGCGUGGGGCCGCGUUGGGCCCGCGCUAUGUUUUCGAGAUGUCGCCAAGGCGCGGAGAGCGCGCUAG